Protopolystoma xenopodis is the source of this 645-nucleotide messenger RNA. The record is from the annotation of a GenBank genome assembly. NCBI's taxonomy places the organism in Eukaryota, Metazoa, Platyhelminthes, Monogenea, Polystomatidea, Polystomatidae.
AUGUCACCGCUAAAACCAACAGCGCCAUGCGGUGCCUGGAUGAUUACUUCAAAUGUUGGUCGCAUUAAACAGUUUUUUAAUUUUGUAAACCAGAUUAAUGGAAAAAUUAAAUUCAUGAUGAAAAUAGAGGAAGGUGAGCGGUUACCGUUUUUGGAUGUGGAAGUAAUUCGCUCUAAUGGGACGCUCAAGAAGAAAUUGUGCAGAAAGAGUGCUUCUUCUGAACUUGCACUAUGCGAAACAGUCUGUGCACACUGUGUUGGCCUUGGCUGUCGCAUCGCGUUACCUCUUUCAUCGUUGCGUAGUGAUUCUACCAUUCGACCUUCCAUCCCAGUCGGAGCUCACAACCCAGAUACAGCCACGUGUGUUACACCUGAUCUCGAGGAUUUACCAUAUCUCGCCAACAUCCAUACGUUUAUGAAUACCGGACUCGACAUACCUACGCAUAAGAGCCAAGCGACUUUGAUGACUCAGACUGGGCCUCUGUUGCCAGGAGGUUUAGCCUGGCAGUGUUCCAAUCUGACAUGUGCUUGGCAUAGUCGGCGCCUGCUAGCUACUGAGAAUAUGGCCGACAAAUUAUCUCGAUGGCCCUCUAUUCUACGUCGGCAGGACUCAACGGCUUCUUGGGAAGCCUCCGAAAUCAUUUAA